GGAUACCUCGACAACUUUCAAAUUAAAGUGUGCAGGGCAAGGAAAUUCAUGUUUAAAGUGGCGUUAAUUCAUUUAUUUUGCAUCUGAUUAUUAUGCCUACAGGCCGCGCUGUACUUUUGUUGCGACGUCUUUCGACGGGUGACAGUAGAUUGAAAAAUAUAAAUAUUAAUCAAAACACGGCUAAAGAUUCUGCAUUUUCCAUCCCAGUCUGCGUACAUCGAGAUUUAGGAGGCAGUAAACGAUUUUCUUCAUAUGAUCUCAGUCCACCACCGCUUCUUACGAGAAGUUUCAGUGACAAUAUAAUAAAGAUGGCUACAGGCAACACGGAAACAAAUCAAGUAGUUAAACCCAAACACACUAAUAGAUUGGCAAAAGAAAAGUCACCUUAUUUACUACAACAUGCCCAUAAUCCUGUAGACUGGUAUCCAUGGUGCCAAGAAGCAAUUGACAAGGCUAAAAAAGAAAAUAAGUUAAUAUUUUUAUCAGUUGGAUAUUCAACAUGCCAUUGGUGCCACGUCAUGGAAAAAGAGUCUUUUGAGAAUGAAGAUGUGGCUAAAAUCAUGAAUGAACACUAUGUUAACAUAAAACUUGACAGAGAAGAGCGUCCUGACCUAGACCGAGUUUAUAUGCUUUUCGUCAUGGCAACCACAGGCGGAGGCGGCUGGCCAAUGUCUGUCUUCCUCACACCUGAGUUGCGCCCCGUUACUGGUGGGACAUACUUCCCACCUGAAGAUAAAUGGGGGCGUCCCGGUUUUAAAAGCAUCUUGCUUACUUUAGCAAGAAAGUGGCGGGAAAAUCGUGCCCAGUUUAUAGAAGCUAGUGGCAAUAUUCUGGACGCCUUACAAAACAUAUCAAGAAUACAAGAUGCCACAGCAACUUCGGUACCAGGAGAAGCAGCCUGGACAAAGUGCGUACGUCAUUACGUGGCAACAUUUGAACCACAGUUUGGCGGUUUCGGGAAAGCGCCAAAAUUUCCACAGGCUUCUAUAUUCAACUUUCUCUUCCACUUCUAUGCACGGGACAAACAUGAUCCCGAAGGGAAAAAGUGUUUAGACAUGUGCCUGCAUACUCUAACCAAAAUUGCGAAAGGUGGUAUUCACGAUCACGUGUCCAGUGGAUUCGCUCGUUAUUCAGUUGACAACGAUUGGCACGUACCGCAUUUCGAGAAAAUGCUUUACGACCAAGCUCAGUUGAUAGUUGCGUACACCGAUGCCUAUCUUGCAACGAAAGACGUAUUUUUCGCUGAUGUCGUAAGGGACAUAGUUAAAUACAUAAACAGAGACCUGAGACACGAAUUGGGGGGCUAUUAUAGUGCUGAGGAUGCAGAUUCUUAUCCAUUUCACGGUGCUGCUCACAAAAAAGAAGGGGCAUUCUGCAUUUGGGAGUAUAAUGAACUAAAAUCGCUUUUGGGGGAUAAAAAGCUUGGGUCGCUUUCCUCCUUCGAAAUAUUUUGCGAUUAUUUCAACGUCGCAGUUAGUGGCAAUAUCGCACCUGAAAGUGAUCCUCACGGCGAACUGACUGAUCAGAACGUUCUUAUUAUCUAUGGGAGUAAAGAAGAAACCAUGUCCAAGUUUGGUAUUACCCUUGAGCAAUUCAACCAAGUUAUUGAUGAAUGUAUUGAUGUUUUAUACGAGGCGCGAUCGAAAAGGCCUCGUCCACAUUUGGAUAGCAAAAUGCUAUGUUCUUGGAAUGGUCUUGCAAUAGCUGGUUUAGCACAAGCUGGUCAGGGUUUAGGCGAAAAGAGUUUUGUAGAAGAUGCUAUCAAAACAGCUAAGUUUGUUAAAGAUUACUUAUUUGAUCCCAAUACGAAAACGCUCCUUCAUUCUUGCUACAGAGAUAAAGACGGAAAUAUUGCUCAAACUAACCAACCAAUUGAAGGAUUUCUAGAUGACUAUGCAUUCUUGAUAAAAGGUUUACUGGACUUAUACGAAGCUUCACUUGAUCUCACCUGGCUGAACUGGGCUCGGGAAUUGCAAAUGAUACAAAAUGAACUCUUCUGGGAUGCAGACAAAGGAGGAUAUUAUACCUGUUCUACUGACGACCGAUCUGUUAUUUUGAGGUUGAAAGAAGAUCAAGAUGGUGCGGAGCCAUCAGGCAACAGUGUAUCAUGCCACAAUUUACAACGAUUAGCGACAUACGCCGACAAGAGCGCGGUGCCCGAAGGUGGGGACCAGGAGAGGGAAAUGGCGAAGAAAAUACUGAUGGUCUUCGCCAAGAGACUGAUGGACAACCCUACUGCGUUACCGGAAAUGAUGUCCGCGCUUAUGUUCUACAAUGAUACUCCUACACAGGUGUUGAUCGCAGGUGGCUGCACGGACCCUCGCACAUUAGAACUAGUGCGAGUCGUCCGCUCGCGUCUAUUACCCGGUCGGGUACUGGCAGUGGCCGACCCAGCGGCAGAUUCACCAGUUGGUAUGUCUGACAUACUACUAAGCCGCAUUCGUGGCACUGGAGACGUUCCCACGGCGUACGUGUGUCGUCGGUACGCGUGCUCACUACCCGUCACCGACGUCAAAGAGCUCGAGUCGCUGCUCGACGAACCCACGCCGUCUGCGCCACAGAAUAAUUAGUAUAAAAAAAGUUACACAGAAUAAUUAGAAUAAGGUAAGUGUAUUUUGUAUCUAUGGGACAUGACGUCAUCGGACAAGAUUCUCGUUUUGAUCCAUAGCGUUUCACUCGAACUCACGUUUCAUGGUCAUCAUAGUGAAAAACGGAAUUACCCAAAUUAUUCAAUUAGAACAAUUUUUGAAGUCAUCACUUUGAAAAUAAAUUGUUAAAAAGCCUUGAUAUUAUAUUAUUUUUUAUCGGGGAAAUGAAAAUAGCAUAAUGUUCUAUGAAAUAGAAAAUGCCUAAUUUUGUCCGAAGACGUCAUGUGCUACGGAAAAAAAUAUGAAACUACUAAAAGUAACUCCGGCUAUAGUUCUGUUUAUUUGAAAUGUUAUAUUAGUGUCUUAAACCGCUCAACAACAUAAUGAUAUUAACGUGUCAAUAUAACUUUUUAAAUAUUAGCUCGUAAACGAAAAAAAAUUAUUACUAUUAUUUGUACACACUUAUUUUGUUAAUUAAUGCCAUACUAAUACUCUAUAUUAGCUAUUCUGUUUAUAUAUAAUAACGUGUUCUGAAAUGUAAAAGAAAAUGUCAUAACUAAAAGAGGACAGGAGUUAGUGGUAUGAUCCAAAUGAAGUAUAUUUUAUGUUUUACUAAGAGUGUUUACUUAUAACCACUUCUGAAAUAUAAAAGUAAAUGUUAGCACUUAAAAGUGGAAUAGAGUUAGUGGUUCUAUCUAAAUGUGACAUAUAUAUAUAUAUAUAUAUAUAUAUAUAUAUAUCAAAGUAAAUGUUAAAAGUGGAAUAGAGUCAGUUUUCUAGCGUAAGAAUCUCAUGUCUUAUUUUUAUGUAUACACUUCAUUUGCUUAUUAAUUUCGUAAUAAUGCUAUAACUCUAUUAUAAAUCAAACAGAUUGAGUGUUAUUAACAGUUUUGAAAUACCGAAUAUAAUGUUAUCACUGAAAAUGGUAGUUAUUUGUCCUAUCUAAAUGUGACCUAUUAUAUGUAUACACUUCUUAUGAAAUAUCAAAGUAAAUGUUAAAAUUGGAAUAGAGUCAGUUGUCUAGUCUAAGAAUUUGAUGUUGACUUUUCUAUGUACACACUUUUGCUCAUUAAUUUCGUAGUAAUGCUAUAUCUCUAUUAUAAAUCUAACAGCUUGAGUGUUAUAAACAGUUUCUGAAAUAUUGAAUAAAAUUUUAUCACUAAAAGUGGAAUAGAGAUAGUUGUCUGAUGUAAAUGUGAUAGUCGUUACGCGUAACUCGAAUAGGAACUAUACUCAAAAUUAUCUGAGCCGAUAUAAAAGGCCAAAUGUUUGGAAGCAAAAUUAUUUAAUUAAAAUAUACAUUUAUUUACACAUUAUUUUGUUCUAUGGUACAUUGUAUUGUUGUACAUUAGGUAAUUAAUAAGUAUUUAGUUAAGUAGUUUUCGUUGCUGGAAUGGAUAUUUAUUCUAGUUGUGAUCAAUAAAUUAUUAUUAAAAAAGA
Molecule: messenger RNA, 4028 nt
Organism: Pararge aegeria (speckled wood butterfly)
Lineage: Eukaryota; Metazoa; Arthropoda; Insecta; Lepidoptera; Nymphalidae
Product: spermatogenesis-associated protein 20
Exons: 6
Coding region: 93-2570 (825 amino acids)
Biological process (GO): carbohydrate metabolic process
Source: RefSeq, a predicted model, not a curated record